Molecule: messenger RNA, 2130 nt
Organism: Nicotiana tabacum (common tobacco)
Lineage: Eukaryota; Viridiplantae; Streptophyta; Magnoliopsida; Solanales; Solanaceae
Source: RefSeq, a predicted model, not a curated record
AUGGCUUCAUCAACAGCUGUGAAACAAAAAGGAAAAGGCAUUUCAAGACCAACAAAAAGUAUUGCAUCAGAUUUUGAUGACAAACCCUUAUGGAAUCAUGUUAAAGUUCUUCAGUUCCUCCUAAUGGAGGUGGAAACAGAGUGUGGUCUUAUCUCUGGUCAUGGCGUUGCUAUAUGCAAAGAGAUUACUCAUGAAGUAUGUGCAACAAUGAAGAUCGAGAACGAAGAAGCUGAAAAGAAAAAAACUGACGCACAACUGAAUGCAAGAAAAAAGGCAGAUUAUGUAUCUCUACCGGAAGGCUUAGACUUAUCACAACUGAAAAAAAGAAAAAGUUCAAAUGGUGGAGCACUAGAGAAAUCUUUUAACAUUUGUAACAGAAACAUUGCCGACAAGUUGGCGGCUCGUAUGUUCUACGCAUCAGGUUUAUUAUUUAACCUUGCAACUUCUCCUUACUAUAAAAAAUAUUCGGAGUUUUUGGCAGUAAAUUCUUUGCCUGGUUAUGUUCCGCCAACUUUUAAUAGAUUAAGAACAACUCUUUUGGCCCAAGAAAAGGCUCAUAUUAAUAGAAAACUACAACCUAUUAAAGAUACAUGGAAAAGAAAAGGAUUGUCGAUUUGUUCGGAUGGAUGGUCAGAUAUUAAAAGGCGACCAUUGAUAAAUAUAAUGGGAGCAUCUAGUGGCGGACCAAUAUUCUUAAAAUCAAUCAAUUCAAGUGGGAUUAUUAAGGAUGGUGAAUAUAUUGCUAAGUUAUUUAUUAAAGCCAUAGAAGAUGUCGAUGCAGAGAAUGUUGUCCAAGUUAUCACUGAUAAUGCAGGUAAUAUGAAGCUUGCCGGUUCUAUUGUUGAGCAAACUUUUUCGCACAUAUUUUGGACACCAUGUGUUAUUCAUUGUUUGAAUCUUGCUUUAAAAAGUAUGUGUCAACCUUCAGAAAAAUCAACUCACUUUAAAAAUUGUGAAUGGAUAUUAAAGUUGAUUGGUCAAGUGAGUAGCUUAAAGAAUUUUGUGGUGAAUUACGACAUGGCGCUUGCCAUUUUCCAAAAGUAUUCGGAGUUAUCUUUGUUGAAAGUUGCGGAAACAAGAUUUGCUUCCCAUAUUAUUAUGACUUCUCGUAUUCAUAGAGUUAAAUCGUCAUUGGAAAAAAUGGUGAUGGAUGACGAAUGGAAGAAUUAUAAAGGAGAUAAAGUAAUUGAAGCUAAAGCGCGCGAAAUAAAAUCUCUUGUGAUGGAUGAUGAAUGGUGGGAUACUAUUGAAUACUUGUUGAGGUGUACGGAGCCAAUUGUAUCCAUGCUUAGAAGUGUCGACCUUGAUUGUCCAAAAUUGUACCUUAUUUACGACAUGUGGGAUACAAUGAUUGAAAAGGUGAAGGUGAUUGUAUUUGAGCAUGAGGGAAAAGAUCUUAUUACCGGCCAAUCGAAUUUUUUUGCUACAAUUCAAGGAAUUCUUGUGGCAAGGUGGAAUAAGAGUAAUACUCCAUUGCAUUGCAUGUCACAUUCAUUGGUUCCAAAAUAUUAUCAUGAGUCAUGGCUUAAAGGUGAAAGCAACGGAUUAAGAAGACUUGCUCCUAAUGAAGAUAUAGAGAUUUCACAAAAUAGGCUCAAAUGCUUUCAAAGAUAUUUCAAGGAUUCAAAUGAUUUAAAGAAAGCUUCUUUGGAGUAUGGGGAAUUUUGUUGUGGGAAUGGUUACUUUGGUGAGCCUCAUGUAAUUGAUGCUAUGGGGUAUGAGGAGCCUUUAUCUUGGUGGGCUAACCAUGGUGUAAAUGCUCCACUUUUACAAAAUCUUGCUUACAAAUUGCUUUCCCAUACAGCUUCUUUAUCUUGUUGCGAGAGAAAUUGGAGUACUUUUUCAUUGAUUCAUAGCAUCAAGAGAAACAAGCUAGCUACUUCUAGAGCCGAAGAUUUAGUUUUUAUCCAUUAUAAUCUUCGCUUGCUCUCUCGAAGAAAGGAAAAGUAUACAAGUGGUCCAAGCAAAUAUUGGGAUUUAGGUGGGGAUUAUUUUAAUAUUGAUGAAAGUAUCAAUGAUCUAGUUGAAUUGUCAAUAGACGAACCUCAACUAGAAGGAGUCUUCUUUGAAGAGGAAGUUCAAGAUUUGCAAGAAGUUGACAUUGAAGAGAUUGAGGAAGAUGACCUUUGA